CGCGCGGGGCUGGAGCUGGGCCUGGGGCUGGAGCUGGGGCGGGCUCGUUCCCGCGCCGCCUCCGCUUCCCGCCCCGCCGCGCUGACGCCCAGGCCGUCCUCCCGUGCCGGCGUGCGGAAGGAUUUGAUGAACUUUUAUGUGAAGACAGACUAAAAUUGGUGCUUUCAGCUUGAAGAUCUGAAGGCAGUGGUUCUGGUAACACAAAGGUGGCAGCUCUGAGCCUUGUUCCACCAGCGGCUUUCUAUCCUACCCUGUGCCUUAAACAUGGAAACUGUAGAAAUGAAUAGUGUAUCCUUGAAACGUCCUCGUUCUGAGGAUGAUGUGGCCAAUGCAGACGAAAUUAAAAGACAGAAGAUCUUGGAGAAGUCUAAGGCAGGGAAUGACUCUGGGCAGAGUAUUGAGAAUGUAACAGAACAACCUGAGGACACAAAAAGUGCAAUAAUCCCCAAUGAGGAAAGUGAGGAGCAGGAAGAAGAGGAACUAGAGGACAGUGAUGAAGAUGGAGAUCCAGAGAGCUUUGCAGACAUGAUGAAGCAUGGACUGACUGAAAGCGAUGUUGGCAUAACUAAAUUUGUUAGCUCUCAUAAAGGAUUUUCUGGAAUCUUAAAAGAGAGAUACUCAGACUUUGUUGUCCAUGAAAUAGGCAAAGAUGGACGUGUGAGCCAUUUGGAUGACUUUUCUGUUCCAGUGGAUGAUGAGGACCCAUCAGAAGAAACAUUUACGGUUUUGUCAGACGAAGACAAGCAGCGUUUAGAGGAGCUCCAGCUUUUUAAGAAUAAGGAAACUAGUGUUGCCAUAGAGGUAAUGGAAGACACCAAAGAAAAAAGAACCAUCAUCCAUCAGGCUGUGAAAUCCUUGUUUCCGGGACUGGAGACUAAAACAGAAGAUCGAGAUGGAAAGAAAUACAUUAUUGCUUAUCAUGCUGCUGGGAAAAAAGCAUUGGCAAAUCCAAGAAAGCACUCUUGGCCAAAAUCUAGGGGAAGCUACUGCCAUUUUGUACUGUACAAGGAGAACAAGGACACUAUGGAUGCCAUUAAUGUCCUAUCCAAAUUUUUAAGAGUGAAGCCAAACAUAUUUUCCUACAUGGGAACUAAAGAUAAAAGGGCUAUAACAGUUCAAGAGAUCGCUGUUCUCAGAAUCACUGCACAAAGACUUGCUCAUUUGAAUAAAUGUUUGAUGAACUUCAAAUUAGGAAAUUUCAGUUACAAGAACCAUCCACUGAAAUUGGGAGAACUGCAAGGGAACCAUUUCACUGUUGUUCUCAGAAACAUAACAGGAACUGAUGACCAGAUAGAGCAAGCAAUGCAUUCACUCAGGGAAAUUGGAUUCAUUAAUUACUAUGGAAUGCAAAGAUUUGGAACCACAGCUGUUCCUACUUACCAAAUUGGCAGAGCUAUUCUACAGAACAACUGGAAUGAAGUAAUGGAUUUGAUAUUAAAACCACGACCAGGAGCUGAAAAGGGAUACUUGGUCAAAUGCAGAGAAGAAUGGGCAAAGACUAAAGAUCCAGCAGCAGCCCUCAAGAAACUACCUGUAAAAAGGUGCGUGGAAGGACAGCUUCUACGUGGACUCUUAAAGUAUGGAAUGAAGAACAUAAUCUCUGCAUUUGGCAUAAUACCAAGAAAUAAUCGUUUAAUGUAUAUUCAUAGCUACCAGAGUUAUGUGUGGAAUAAUAUGGUGAGCAAGAGAAUAGAAGAAUAUGGUCUUAGAGCUGUACCAGGAGAUCUCGUACUUAAAGGAGCCACAGCUGUUCACAUUGAAGAAGAUGAUGUUGAUAACUACACUAUCCAUGAUGUAGUGAUGCCAUUGCCUGGAUUUGAUGUUAUUUAUCCAAAGCAUAAAAUUGGUGAGGCCUACAAGGAGAUGCUGGUAGCUGACAACCUUGAUAUCAACAACAUGAGACAUAAAAUUAGGGAUUACUCACUUUCUGGAGCAUACAGAAAGAUUAUCAUUCGGCCUCAGAAUGUCAAUUGGGAAGUUGUUGCAUAUGAUGAUCCCAAAAUCCCAUUAUUUACUACGGAUUUGGAUAAACUGGAAGGAAAACCAUUACCAGUUCUCCCUACAGAUGGCAAAUUCAGGGCACUAAAGAUGGAGUUCUCCCUCCCCCCAUCCACUUACGCUACCAUGGCGAUUCGAGAAGUUUUGAAAAUGGACACAAGCAUAAAAAACCAGACACAACUGAAUACUACCUGGUUGCGCUGAAUGAACUGCAAAAUUACUUAAUUUUAACAAAGUGUUUUCUUAUUUACAUGUCCUGUACAAAUCUUUAAAGAGUCACAGUAAGAAAUUUGUAUUUUUUAAAGUUUUUUUUAGUGCUAGCAUUUAACUUCAGUAGUCCUUUGCAAGAUGGUGACUGUAAUAUAAUACAGAUUUUAGUGACUGGUGCUUUUUACUGAAUGAGUAAGUGCUUGAGCUGUAGUAUGGGUGCAUUUUUAGAAUUGAGCUUAUAAUGGCAUCAGACCUGGAAGAAUGUUUAGCUUGCUUUCUUUGGGCAAGCACUGAAUGUUUUCUGAACUGAAUGAGUUCAGCCGACCUUGAAGUCUUUUCAAAUACAAUGAAUUACACAAAGAAAGAUGAGUUACAACAAAAUUACGAAACUGAUGAACGGAGAUAUUGCUGGAGUUUUGCUGGUAGCAUUUGCACUGAUGCCAUAGCAAAUCCUGUUAGCAAGCCUUUAGUGUGCUGUAAAGCUGUACAGCUCUUUUAAAUAGUUCGACUUUUCAUUGAGAAAAUAAUUGUAUUUUCCAGCUAAUACCCUGAACUGAGAAACAGGUACUAAAAAUAAAUUAACCUGAAACUCUGA
Messenger RNA from Oenanthe melanoleuca, 2803 nucleotides. RefSeq names its product pseudouridine synthase 7 (gene PUS7). Gene Ontology annotation, cellular component: nucleus. The transcript has 18 exons. Gene Ontology annotation, molecular function: pseudouridine synthase activity; RNA binding. The coding region runs from base 265 to 2202 and encodes 645 amino acids. The record is from RefSeq and is a predicted model, not a curated record. Lineage: Eukaryota; Metazoa; Chordata; Aves; Passeriformes; Muscicapidae. Gene Ontology annotation, biological process: pseudouridine synthesis.